Prunus dulcis (almond) is the source of this 1167-nucleotide messenger RNA. RefSeq names its product IQ domain-containing protein IQM4-like. Lineage: Eukaryota; Viridiplantae; Streptophyta; Magnoliopsida; Rosales; Rosaceae. The transcript is spliced from 8 exons. The record is from RefSeq and is a predicted model, not a curated record. Bases 1 to 1167 code for a protein of 388 amino acids.
AUGUGGUCCAUUAUUCUUGAUGGUCAGUCUGAACAGAGCUGUGUGGUGCUGCGGACAAACGAGCCUGCUGUUAGUGAGUUGGAUGCUGCGGCAAUUAUGAUUCAGAAAUUCUAUAGGAGUUACAGCACUAGACGAGGCCUUGCAGAUUGUGCUGUUGUGGCUGAGGAACUAUGCUUUAAAAGGAAGCUCAAAGUCCUUGACUUUGAGAAACAUAAAGCUGCUUUGCCACGGUCGACACGGGCUAGGACAAGGGCUGCUGCCAGUACUUUGGGUUUUUCCAAGGACCAGAAGGCUCAGAAAAUAGCCCUGCAGUACUGGCUUGAAGCUAAAGACCGGGAGGGAUAUGAAGUGACUGUAGAGAACGGAAAGCUUGUUCACAGACAAUCAGGGAUGCUUGUUGACACAGUAAAAGGCUCUAAGUGGAUGUUUUUGCUCAGCGCACCAAGGGCUUUAUAUGUGGGGCAGAAAAGGAAAGGUGCUUUUCAUGACUCAAGUUUUCUAUCUGGAAGGGCUGCAGUUACAACUGGAAGAUUAGUUGCCCACAAUGGGGUUUUAAGGUACAUUUGGCCAUAUAGUGGUUACUAUCUCGCAACUGAAGACAAUUUCAAGGAAUUCAUUAGCUUCCCGCAGGAGCAACAUGUAGACCUAAACCAUGUCGAGAUGUUUGCAACAGAUGAUGAGAAGGCGUCAAUCCAAAUUCCUGACAAGUUGUGCUUAGAGCCAAAGAUGGAUAAGAGCAUGGAGUCCAAUGGAGAAGCACCUAUAAAUGACCUGUCCAAGUGUUUGUCCUGCAAGUGGGCAACUGGGGUUGGUCCACGUAUUGGGUGGGUUAGGGAAUACCCAUCAGAGCUACGACUCCAAGCGCUUGAGCAAGUCCGCCUAUCAGCAAGACCACAACCAAAGCCAACGGCUACUUCGGUAGAGUGGGCCUUCUUGCUCACUGGCCUCUGCCUAGAGAUUUUGUCACUUGCUUUUGACCAGGCUUCCUCCCCAAGUAAGCCCCAAUAUGCACUGUUUGGUAUGAUAUUGGCUAUUGCUGCUGUACUCAUUUGCAUCUGGGAGCUCAUUUACAAGGGUAAACUCAUUUACAAGGGUAAAAGGGAAAAGAGUUGUAUUGAGGCAGUGGGGACGGUUGUGGUGGUUCUAUUAUCCACAUUCCCAGCAUAG